ACAUCAUAAGAACAUAUGGAAAUGGAAUUGAAGUGGUUACUGAUAUGUUUGAUCCUUUGGGUUCAAAUCCAAGGAAAUAGUGGUUGCUUUGAAGAAGAGAGACUAGCUCUCUUACAAUUCAAGGCAUCCCUUGAAUCUCAUGAGUAUGGUUCCAAGUUUCCAAUUCUCCCUUCAUGGAUUGAUGAACCAGAAAAUAACUGUUGCGAAUGGGAGAGAGUCUCUUGUAAUUCUACUGCAGCUCAUGUCAUUCAUCUCUCUCUCGACAAUAUAUGGAACUACGAUGAUAUAGCAGAAUACAAUUUAGAUGAAAACAUUUAUGAUCUAAAAGUGUCCAUUUUCCAGCAUUUUAAGGAGCUUAGAAGCCUCAACUUAUCCUUUAAUAAAUUCGGUGGUUUUGUUGAGAAAGAAGGUUUGGAAAGAUUUUCAAAUUUGAAGAAAUUAAAGGUUUUAGACCUUAGCUUCAAUAGAUUCAACGGAAGCAUAUUAUCAUGGGUAACUCCUAUGACAUCAAUUAAGAUUUUGAAUCUGAGUGUGAAUAACAUGGAAGGUUCCUUCUCUUAUCAAGAGCUAACUAAAUUGCAAAACUUGGAAGUAUUGGAUCUGAGUCUUAAUUAUUUCAAUGGCACCCUACCAAUGCAAGGUUUGGAAAGAUUUUCAAAUUUGAAGAAAUUAAAGGUUUUAGACCUUAGCUACAAUGGAUUCAACAGAAGCAUAUUAUCAUGGGUAACUCUUAUGACAUCGAUUCAGAUUUUGAAUCUGCAUUCCAAUGGCAUGGAAGGUUCCUUCCCUUAUCAAGAGCUAACUAAAUUGCAAAACUUGGAAGUAUUGGAUCUAGGUGGUAAUUAUUUCUAUGGCACCCUACCAAUGCAAGAGCUGGCUAGCUUGCAAAACUUGAAAAAUUUGGAUCUGAGUGGAAAUAGCUUCAAUUGCACCUUAACAAUGCAAGAUUUUAUAGCUUUAAAAAGUUUGGAGAUUUUAGAUUUGAGUGGGAAUGAUUUUUAUGGUACUCUUUCUCCAUAUAUGUGGGCACCUCCUUCUCUCAAAGUAUUAUCUUUACGAGACAACAGGUUUAAUGGCUCCUUGUCAAGUUUGUGCGGCUUGAAGCGACUUGAAAAAUUAGACCUAUCCUAUAAUAUGUUUGGAGGCAAUCUUCCUCGUUGUCUCGACAAUUUAACAUCAGUUAGAUACUUGGUUCUAUCCAACAACAAUUUCACAGGGCAUGUUCCUUCUUCUUGGAUAUCUCGUCUCAAAUCCCUCAAGUACAUUGAUCUUAGACAAAAUCUUUUUGAUGGAUCAUUCUCUUUCAACUUAUUUGCUAACCAUUCUCACCUUGAGGUGGUCGACUUCAGUGACAACAAAUUUAUGUUUGCGACAAAGUAUUCGGGUUGGGUUCCACCAUUUCAGUUAAAGAUUCUUGUCUUGCAAAAUUGCCAUCUCUCUCGUAUUCCUGAGUUUCUCUAUCAUCAGUUCAGAUUAAAAAAUGUCGACUUGUCUAACAAUAAAAUACAAGGAAGGUUUCCUGUUUGGUUGCUUGACAACAACACAGAACUUGCCCGUCUAAUCCUAAAGAACAAUAGUUUCAUUGAUCCAUUUCAUUUACCAUCAAACUCUAGCUUCAAUAUUUCUAGUUUGGAUGUCUCCGAUAAUUACUUCAAUGGAUCGCUUCAAGAAAUUGGCGAAAAGAUGUUUCCCAACAUUGAGUUUCUCAAUUUAUCUAAAAAUCAUUUUCAAGGCGAUUUUCUUUUCUCGCCCAGCGACAACUGUAAAUUGAGAAGCUUGGAUUUGUCUUUUAACAGCUUCUCAGGUGAAGUACCGGAGAAAAUGAUUUCGAGUUGCACUUCUUUGCAAAUUCUAAAGCUAUCUCAUAAUAACUUCCAUGGCGAAAUAUUCACUGCUCGAUUUAACCUUAACUUAUGGUCUUUGCAUUUGAAUGACAACAGUUUCAUGGGAACUCUAUCAGGCAUUUCAGUCACCCAGUUCUCUCACCUAACAGUAUUAGAUCUAAGUAACAAUAGAUUUCAUGGUGAGAUUCCACACUGGAUCAACAGCAUCACAGAUUUGCAGCAUGUAAACCUUUCUCAUAAUUCUUUCAGAGGUGAAGUAUCAUGUGAAUUUUUUUCAGCUAUUUACGUAGACCUCUCCUAUAACAACUUUUCUGGAUCAUUGCCUGACCUCUCCUAUAACAACUUUUCUGGAUCAUUGCCUUCUUGUUUCAACCAGAUUCCUUCAUACUUUAGAGAAACAAGUUAUAUAAAUUUGCAAGGUAACAGGUUGACUGGAUCAAUACCAGAUGAUUUUCUCAACAAACCAGGACUGUUGGUAUUAAACUUGAAAGAUAACAGCCUCGCAGGCAGCAUUCCCAAUAAAUUCGGUACAUUUCCAAAAUUACGGGCUCUUCUAUUGGGAGGAAAUUAUUUAAAUGGUUUCAUUCCGAAUUGGCUGUGUGAACUAAAUGAGCUCAACUUCUUAGAUCUUUCAAGAAACUCUUUUUCUGGCUCUAUACCCAACUGUUUAUACAAUCUCUCCUUUGGAAGGACGAAAGUUGAUGGUGAUCUGUUUGAAACACAAUUAUCGUUUGGUUCCAUACCAUAUGGCGUUUACAUUACUGGAGAUGCCCUGGGCGGAGCUCAGUUUUAUGUAGACCAAAUAAAUUAUAUCAUUGUUGACCCAAAAAUUGAGUUUGUUACAAAACGACCCAAAAAUUGA
Messenger RNA from Jatropha curcas, 2706 nucleotides. The record is from RefSeq and is a predicted model, not a curated record. Lineage: Eukaryota; Viridiplantae; Streptophyta; Magnoliopsida; Malpighiales; Euphorbiaceae.